UCCAUCGGGCCUCGUGCCGCCGUCGUGGCCCUCCAUGGGGGUGGAUGGAUCCUCGGCCAGGGCACCGACAAUGCGCGCUGGGCAUGUGCUGUCAUGACCUCGCUGGAUGCCGUCGUCUUCACUGUCAACUAUCGCCUGGCCCCCAAUUACCCCUUUCCGACGCCCAUUGAGGACUGCGUCGAUGCCAUCCUGCAGAUCGCGAAGCGCGCUGCGCAGUUUGGCAUUGACCCCAAUCGUAUGAUCCUCUCGGGCUUCUCCGCAGGUGCCACCACAGCCCUCUCCAGCUGGCUCAUUCUGAAAGAGCCUGCGCGCUGGAACUACACGCUGCCAUUCGCCGUCCCCCGCAUCACUGGUCUCGUGCUCUUCUAUCCAGGCCUGGACUGGACAAUCAACAGGGCAGACAAGAGGCUGAGUUGCUCCCGUCCCGAUCUCACCUUGUCCAAGGGCCUGACAGACCUCAUCGAUGCCUCUUACGUCUAUCCUCCUAUUCCUCGUCACGAGCGUGCCGACCUGAGGCUCUCUCCUGGUUUGAUGCCGGAUGAGCUCAUCAAGAAUCUGCCGCCCGUCCAUCUAUGCUUAUGCGAAUAUGACAUGCUUCUCGCCGAGGGCCUCCGCUUCUCAGAGAGACUAAAAUCCCUGAAGAAGACGGUAACUGUCCGUGUCGUCGCCGGGGAAAAGCAUGCAUGGGACUGCCCUCCGCCAAUGGUGCAGAAGGAGAGCGUCGAGGUUGAAUACGGAGAGGCGACCCAGGCCAUGGCCAAUUGGUUGGGUCAGGAGCACGACACGGACCGGGAGUCGAUGCGGUCCAUGAAGACGAAGCGUCUGCGGAUCCCCCGGCCCAGUCUCAUGGCCUUUCGGUCGAAAUCA
Molecule: messenger RNA, 867 nt
Organism: Trichoderma virens Gv29-8
Lineage: Eukaryota; Fungi; Ascomycota; Sordariomycetes; Hypocreales; Hypocreaceae
Exons: 1
Molecular function (GO): hydrolase activity
Source: RefSeq, a predicted model, not a curated record